Bacidia gigantensis is the source of this 1083-nucleotide messenger RNA. RefSeq lists its product as uncharacterized. The transcript is spliced from 2 exons. NCBI's taxonomy places the organism in Eukaryota, Fungi, Ascomycota, Lecanoromycetes, Lecanorales, Ramalinaceae. The record is from RefSeq and is a predicted model, not a curated record. The coding region runs from base 1 to 1083 and encodes 360 amino acids.
AUGGCUGUGGGAUCCUCACAGCAGUUGUCGUUCUUCGGCACUGCGGUUCAUGGGGGAGGAAGCUGCCAACUCUCACUGACUACCGACAAUCCCCCCACGAAGGGCAGCAAGUGGCAAGUCAUCCAUUCGAUUGAGGGUGGCUGUCCAGCCAAGAACCAAGCCGGAAAUCUCGACGAGAAGCCAGGUGACCCUAGGCUGCAGAAGGCUCCUGACACGUACGACUAUAAGAUACCUGAUGGAAUUAAGGCGGGGCCCUAUACAUUUGCCUGGACAUGGUUCAAUAAGGUCGGGAACAGGGAAAUGUACAUGAAUUGCGCCUUGGUCAAAAUUACUGGCGGAGCGAGCAAGCGUGAUGAGCUAUCCGGCAAUUUCACGUUCAUACCGGAGCUGCAUGAACGAGAUACAUCUUUUCCCGACAUGUUCAAGGCAAACAUCGGUAAUCAGUGCACUACCGCAGAGGGAGGACCUCUAGCGUUUCCAGACCCCGGUGCAUCAGUCGAUAAAUUCAACACCGAUAAGCCACUGCCUCCAACCGGAUCUUGUGCUGGAGGCUCAUCUGGCGGAAGUGCUGGUGCUUCAUCAGGUGCUUCAUCUGGUGCAGGUGCUGGCGCUAGUGCUGGAAGCGCCAACGCUGCAGCAGCGCCUUCCGGCUCGAGCUCCGGUGCAUCUGCUCCAAGCCCCUCCGGCGUUGACGUUGAAUCGAGUCCCUCUUCCGGCUCAGGUGCAUCAAGCCCCUCCGGUGCAUCAGCACCCGCUUCCUCUGGAUCUGCUCCUACUCAACAACAAAAUACAUCAUCAGCUGGAUCUGGGGGCACCGCUGCCCCACAAGCCGCACCUGCUACACAAGGCGCCGCGACACCUUCGGGCUCCACGUCUUGCACCCAAGCCGGCGCAGUCAUUUGCAGCGCUGACGCCAAGCAGAUAGGUACAUGUGAUCAGAGCAUGAAGGUUGUGAUGAUUCCCGUUCCGCAGGGCACGAUUUGCAAGAACGGAAACAUCGCAUGGCCAUCGACAAAGCGAUCUCGAAUUUACAAGAAUGGAGCUGUUCGCCGCCAGCUACACGUUGGUGGAUGGCAUUUCUAG